AUGGUCGAGAGUGGUGUCCCCCAGAGUUCAGUGCUGGGACCCAUUUUGUUCCUUAUCUACGUGGACGAUGCCGCAAGAGAUUUAGACUGUGAAGUAACAAUGUUUGCGGAUGACAUGAAGAUAUGGAGUGUAAUUCGGGGUCCUGCCGAUGAAGACGGACUGCAGAUGAACCUGAAUCGGUUGGAGGAGUGGUCAAACCGUUGGCUCCUGCGGUUCAACGUUGCCAAAUGUAGCAUACUUCACCUAGGCAACACAGCCAGAUCCGCCAGCACAAGAGGCUACUUUCUGGGCAGUGCAGCCCUACAAGAGGUCGAAGCUCAAAGGGACCUCGGCGUGCUGACGACCAGUUCCCUAAGGCCAUCCGCCCACUGUUCGAGAGUGGCAAAAACCACAAUGUCCGUACUGUACGCCAUCAAGCGUGCGUUUAUGGACUUUGACGAAGACGCUUUCUCUAAGACAUUCGGAACAUUCGUCCGGCCGCAUUUAGAGUACGGCAUACAAGACUGGAGGCCGUGGGCUGUUGUGGAUCAAAACUGCCUCGAAAGAGUCCAGAGGAGAGCCACGAAGAUGGUCAGGGGUCAAAGCUCCUUUCCUUAUGCGACCCGCCUAGUAAAUCUGAACCUCUUUCCUUUGAGUUACAGGCAACUUCGCGGAGAUCUCUUGCAAGCCUUCCGCAUUGUAAAGGGGUUGGAUUGCAUUCUGGCCUUCGAGGACUUUUUUGAAUUUGCUACCACGACCAAACUCCGAGGUCACCCGUUAAAACUGCGCACUCAGCAGGCACGGCUGGAUGUGCGGAAGUUCUCCUUCUCGGUUCGGGUGGUCAAACCAUGGAAUGAGCUUCCCGCAGAUGUUGUGAUGUCACCAUCUAUACAAAGUUUUAAGAAGAAUCUGGACAUAUUGAUGUUCCGAAACGACCAAGAGCGAUGAGAAGUCGAGCUCACCCCCUGUAACUCCUUCUCAUUUUGUCCCAUCAUUAUGGGCGUGUUCGAACUAUUUCAGCCCAGAACAUCAAUCUGUACACCACACAUUUUUUACGUUGCAAAUAGGGUACUGAAAGGCUUACGCCUAUUUCCCUCAAUAAACUGAACUGAACUGAAAAAAAACCACAGGAUUGUCAGAGGCCGUGAGUGUGCCCUAGACUUUCAUGAAUUCUUCGAAUUGGCCGGGACUGACCGUCUGCGUGGUCAUCCCCUCAAACUGCAGAGGAAGCUGGCUCAUUCGGACGUCCGACGGAACGCCUUCUCUCACAGGGUCAUAGGGGCAUGGAACGGACUCCCUGAUGCAGUGGUUCUUUCCGAAAGUGUCCAAUCCUUUAAGUGUAGACUAGAUACUUAUUUGCUGAGAAUCUAUUGUACAUAUAAUCAGGAUUGUUUUAGCGGCGACAGUUUGCGCCUGGCUCACACUUGCCGCUAACUUUUUAACUUUUCGAUUUGCUGAUGUAAUUGAUGACUUCAUUUCUGUUUAUCGAUAUGAAUAGGGAGCUCAAGUGCGAAAGCCUCAUUCCCUUAAUAAAUUGACUAAAACUGACUUAAAUAUGUAGUUCGCCUUCAUGGAACAUUAAAAGGCUCCCGAACUAAAAAACAGUGAGUCUUUCAACUCCCUGUAAAAAAAGAUGACUUGUGAUAAAUCCUACGUAACUUUGAUAACUCGAAGUAAUUAACAGUGCUAAUGACAAUGAAAAUGGCUUUCUCAUGUGUCAUACCAGAAGACAGGGGCGUUAAUCGGGAGGUCGGAGGUUUAAUGGAGGUCGGACGUUUCGGGUAGUGGGUUUGUUUAUUCAUCCCUAGACAUAAGAAAGUCAUGCACACAAAUCAUUUACAUAGCUCUCAGUGACCGAUUGUGAGAAUGUAUCGGACCGUCAGUGCACAGUCUCUGUCAGUCAGUGUAUCUGAGGGGAGUUUGGUUACGCCUUUGAACUCGGUCGUUGUCGCAUGAAAAUCGGAGUGAUUAGCGGUAAUAAAAAGAAAUCCCAGCAUCAAGUGAAUGUAGACAUCGAUUCACAUAGGUUGCUGGUAGUUAUGGUUGCACAGUCACAUAGUUCGCUUGUUGCUGCAGCCUAUGUCUGUCAAGUCGAUGAUUAAGUGUUUCCACGAAUUAAGAAAUUACAAUCGUCUCGGGCAGAUCAUUUCACGGUUUCAUGGCACGGCUGGAGAAAAAAUAAUUUUUCACAUAUAUUCUUUCUUAGGGCAUACGUAGUUUGAAGGGAUGUCUCUGGAGGUCAUUUGUAGUGGCGAUUUGAAAAUAGCUGUCACACCAAUGGGCGCAAUCCAAGCCACACACGAUACGCAAUGUUCGUAUUAAAUAUUCGCGCAUUUAUCUAUAAGUCCGAGGAUAGACAUUAAGGAUAUUCAGGCGGGUCUCAUGGGGCAGUGUACUCUGACCUUUUACUAGUUUUUUUGGUUCACCUAUACACCCUUUCAAGUAGAUUGCAAACCUGCUGGGCCCAGGGUCUCCAGGCCUGGAUUGCACAUUCCAGCUGCGGCCGUACAAACGUGCCAAAGACGUUGGACAAGCAUCCUUCAUCGAAAACUGUGAAUGUCCGUUUGAUGGCGUAUAGUAUUGAAGUUGCGGCCUUACCCGCCUUACAACCUUGCGUAGAAGGCUUUAGGCUGUCUGCAACCCAGACUCAGAGAUCUUUCUGAGUUUUGUUUCUCGGAGCGGUAUCGUUUCAGAUAGUAUUGCCGCGUAUUAGGGACGUGGUUCCCAUUUCCGAGUAGAUGGACAGAAGCCAUCCAUCUACUCGUCCAAUCGACGAAAAUAUUCUUGGACCUUAAACUUGCUUAUGUAUAUAACGGGAACACAGUUGCCAAUAUUCACAGAACAAUUGAAACUGACCUUUAGAAAGCUCAGCGAAUGGAGUGGUCAAUGGCAGAUGCCUUUUUCAACCGAAAAAUGUCAUCUCCUGAUCUUUGGCCCACAAAAACUUCCGCCCAUAAUUUUCGAGGAUAAUGAAAUAACGGAGGCCCCAUCGGUAAAAUAUUUAGGUCUCAGCUAUACAAAUACCCUUGAUUUAUCUCCCCACGUCCAACAAAUAUCACCGAAAGCCACUCGGCUAUGUGGAUUCAUAUGUAAAAAUUUCACCUUAACUGCAUUAAGAAUACAACUUUUCAAAAUGUAUGUUUUACCUCUCCUAGAUUAUUGCUCAGUUUUCUUCGGUAUAAUGCCCUCAGACGGCCGAAAGAAACUAGAAGGCAUUCAGAGGCGUUUUACUCGAUCUUUGUCCAGAAGUGAUAACACCCAGGGUUCGUACUUAGAAGUAUGGUCUUCGACCACUCUGAGUCAGAAGACUCCAAAAUGGUCUAAACUUCUUAUUCAAGUUCACUCAUGACCAAGAUAUUCUCAAAAUGAAUUUACUAACAAACCAAAACGCCCCCAGAAACACCAGAAAUAACGAAGAUAUUAUAAGGAUCCUCAAAUUCACAAAGUCCUGACGGUCGAAUUUCUACACAAUAAGAUAUGCCACUAUCGGGAAUGCUCUUCCAAGUUCUAUCCGGAAACGUUGAACCCUAAUCGAGUUUAAAAUAAAAACCAAGAAAAUCCUUUCAAAUAACAAUACACAUUUUCAAGUCAAUUCUUUGAUAAAGAAUUUGGUCCGCAAGGGCCCUGAUGAUACCAAUCGCUUGUAUAACACCGGAACAUUGCAUUAAAAACAAUCAAAUUUAUGAACGAUAGCAUCAUUGACAAACAUAGAACAAAUAGUGAUAUUCCUUCUUCCCUGCCUUUAUCAUUUCUAUCGGCUUUGUAACCUGACACUAAAUAUCCCUUAAGGCGCUAAUAACAACAUCCCUUUCGAUAAAACCCUACAUAUGAAAUGUACGUAAGUCUAUAUUAAAGUCAUAUUAAGCAUAUACACAACUAUAUUAGACCAUAGUGAACGGUCGACCACUACUCCUAUAAUGUCACAUUCACAAGAAUCAAUAUGAUACAUAAUUCAAUAUUAUUUUGACAGCUUUGAUUGUGACUUACCAUUGAAUAUGUCAGAAUAGGUCAGUAGGUCAGUAUAUAUGUAUCUUACUCCUGAUCUAUAUUCAUCUUUUCCAGCUCUUAGUCCAGAGGAUUAUGGCAAGCCUCCUGAAAAACACGAAGAAAAUGUGCGACCGCCCCUUUACAGCUUGUAGCGGCCGAGGACGUCAAGGGUAGCACACACCACAUAACGGAAUACCGAGGAAGAGAUCCUGGCUUGUGUUGAUCUGAAUAGGAUUGUUGGCAGUUCACGAUACUCAUUCAUACAUAAAGGAUGGAGAAACGAUCAGUGGACGAGAGGAUAUAAUGAACAGAAAAGGGAAUUGAAUAGGUGCAUAAUGACAGUUAAAAGUACAAACGGGAUGAGUUACAACAGUCGAGUGACCUGUCUGGGUGGAGGGGCGAGAGCAACAUGCCAGCUGGAAAACCGGUGGGGAACGCAGCGCUGUGGGCAACUGCAGGGAGGGACCGAGGGGGUUGCCGAUGUAGCGAGGGGAGCGGUACGAGGGUUACAUCACGGUACGGAGCGGGGGAAGGGAUCGGCGGAAGAGAGAGGAAGGGACACCGGCCGUCUUCACCAACACGCGGCUACGCCAUCUCCAUCCUAGGUCCGCGCGCCAAAACUGUCACGGCAAUCAAACAACCCUCCUCAGAUCAGGGGACGUUACACCUUUACAGCUGGCCAGAUGGAUUGACAACCACCAACUAGAACACACCAAAACUUACCCAUCUGGGAAAUACUUUCAAGGUCAGGUCGAUAUUAAAGUGCUUCGAUUUCCAUGAAGGACGUAUUAUUCAUGCCCACCCAGAAACUACCAAACUGCACACUUUAAUUUUUAUGUUGUACAUGUCGUUCAUUCUUAAAACUUUUGUAAUAAUUUUUCCUUGGAACUCAGGUUUUUUUAACUUAAAACAAACUCUCAAUUCGCUCUCUACUGGUUAAAGAGACACCCAAGACAAAUGCAGUCAAAUUUCAGUCGAAAUGGAUGAGUUUGUUUAAGUUUUUUUUCUUGUGUUCAAAGAAGACUGACAGUGCCCAAGGGGCGCUUUAAUAAACUUAUUCUAUUCUAUGAUGGUCUCGUCGGUAGCAUUGUGGAUGACGUUCCGGAUUUUACUAGCAUGUGCAAACAUGGCACGAUCACAGUCCAACUCUUCAACACAAUCAUUAGAAAACAAGAGAUAGAGGGUCGGUCCGAGCAUGGAGUCUUCUGAGAGUCCAUUUUUUAUGACUUCGCGUCUUCGUUGCUGUUGUACCAUGCGGGCAAUUUGAGAACGGCCGACGAGGAAAUUAUCGAUCCAUUUAGGAAGCUUGCCUCCGAUGCCCAUGACGCUGGACUUCUAAGGGAGGCGCUGGUGCGGAAUAUUGUCGAACGCCUUCCGGAAAUCGAUGUAGGCCACAUGCAUAGCGUGUUUUAUAUCGUGUGCUCUUUCCCAACUGUGCAUUUUAUGUAAAAAUUUUGUUACACACGAUCUUCCUCCACGAAAGCCGUAUCGUGCAUUGGUCAAGAGGUUGUUGAUUUCCAAAUAAGUCAUCAAAUCCUUUUUGAUGAUUUUCUCCAUCACUUUACAUCAGAUUGAUGUCAGACUGAGGAGUCUGCAGUUUGUCGUAAGAGCUCGAUUACGGCUUUUGUGAAGCGGUGUAAUCUGGGCCGUUUCGCAGUCUGUGGGGUGGAUUCCAGCAUCAAACUAUUUCUGGCACUCAAGCGAUAGUGGUUUGGCCAGCUGUCGGCAAGCUCAAAGAGCAGUUUUGCCGGGAUCUUGUCCGGGCCGGGAGAUCUACAUCCGUCAAGCAUUUUAAUUCUUCAAAAUCGUUUCCUGUCGAAACACAAUAUUUUCAAUAAUUGAAUCUCCUAAACUUUCAACACUAGGCGGAUUCAAAACUGCUUCUCCUGUGAAGACAGAUUGGAAGAACUGAGAAAAAUGGUCAGCUUUGUUCGUGCUGUCCGAUAUCACCAAACCGGCAUCAUUCGUCACUACAGGAAUCGGAUUCCUCUUGCGGGGCAUUUUAUGCAAGUAACUGUAGGGCAAUUUUGGAUUCCUAACGGCUCGAUGGAGCAAAUUGCAAAUGAAUUGUCGUCUUUUCUUGAAAACCAAGCUCCUCACCUUAAAUGAAGUCAACGUUCGGUCUUUUAUGGUUUGCAGUAGAGGAUGAUCUGCGUUAAGAUCUGUCCGCUGAGGUCGGUUGAUAGUUACAGCUUCGAGGAAAUGCUACUCCCGUGCUUUUAUAGUCAACAAUCUUGUCCGUCCUCUCAAACAUUGUUAAGUUUUGUCUCGCAUUGUCGCCGCGCCCUCGUUGAGCGCGGUGAUGAUUAGCGGACCCAACUGCUUCACGCCUUCACUGUUUUAUGUCAGUUAUGUUCGGAAAGCCAACUAUACACAGGCAAACUAGUAAAGCGGUUGAUUGGGCCGUCGGUGGACAUUCAGGCCUCAUUGCAUCUGCCUUGACAUGUUAUCAUCGUGUGGCCUACAAUUUUAAGGCAGGUGUAUGAUGCUCUGAGUGUGAUAAGCCUCAGGUAUCUCGCAGACAUUAUUAGGGGGGAUAAAAAUUAGCCAUGUUUGUCUGUGGUUAUUUAUGUUCGCAGUUUCUCUAGGGCCCACCUGUACGAGCUGUAAGUCCAGUUCUGCCAUCUUCGACUUAGCUCCACUUGCGUAACAUAACUGCAUCGGCGCUAUGCGUCCCUACACUCGACUUACAUUUGCACUUGCAGGUACCCACAGGAAGAUAGAAAACUUUAAGCGGUGUGCGGAUUAAAAUUUGAGACUACAAAUAAAUCACGCAUCCCCAAUCUGAGACUGCAGCAGGACUUUAAAAAAUACCCCAGUGCGUAUGUCUGGAACACAGUUUUAUUCUUGGGUUUGUAACACAAAUACGGGAAUGUGGUAAAAAACUUCGUAUUUCUCGUAUGAAUGGAACAUGAUAUUUCGACCGUUGUACCUGACGAUGUCCACCGUGUGCCCCGCAGCAUGGUGAGGCAGGCAAGAUAACUUACGCGUUAUUUAGUUUAUAGUGAAUGUGGACUUGUACAACAUCUAUGACACUCUCUUUUCCUACUCCCCACCUGGACCCGGUGUCAGGUUGUUUAUAGAGAGAACAAUGCGCUGAGUCGUCGACGUCGCCUUGCCUUCCUUUUUUGGCACCAGCAAAGUCCGAGUUGGUCAGUUGAUAGAGAUAUAAUCGUCAGAGAUACAACCGUCCCCUCAACUUUCCACAAUAUUUAAUCGUACUACAAGUUUAGGCGGUUGUCUUGAAAAGGUACUUUUUAGUUCCCCCGAAAGUUUUGUUGGUUUUGUCAUCCUCGUCCGACAUUGUUAAUCAGUUGUGCAUUUGGUGACGUCCCUAACGGUGGCCAUCCAAAAUAUAUGGGUUCUUUAGAUUAGGGAAUUGUGGUAAUUCUAAAAGCAAUCGUUUGUGAUAUAUAUAUAGCGAGCCAGCCACACGUCACUGCUAUCGGAGCAGCCUCCAUUUGCACUUAUCCCGCUCGGGUUCAUCCUCAGUCCAGAACUUACCGCAUGUGCUUAAUUUUCUGAGGCUUUCUGGCCGAGGCUUAGCCAUUCUCUUUGCAUUCUGUUCACCGUCGGCCAGAUAGAUCCGGGCAGAAUAGACUAUUUAAUGUCUCGUUUAAUUCACUGUAAGUCGUAGUCAUCAACCCAUCCGAAAAAGUCUAAAUGGCCGUUUGCUGGCUCUCUUCAAGUCAUGCUUACCACUAUUGUUAUAUACAACUGUAGGCAGUGUCCUCUGUAGGCGUUUGUGCUGCUUUCUCGAGCUUCUCAGACCAUGUAAGCCCACCCAGUCUGGAUCUCCUCGUGAAUGAUCAUUUGCCGUAGACUUCCUUACGGCUGAAAUUUUCAACGUAAGUUAUAAACUAAUUAACUCGUAGAGGUAUUUCCCUUAGACGACAUUCGUCCUCUCAUCUGAUCGUCGACAACUGGCCAAGCAGUCUUAUUACUAUACUCUAACUAGGAAAGAAAUUAGCAAUUAACCGGACCUGCAUGUCCCAGCCUUCGCUUUUUAGGUACACGUCACUCGAGUUCUGUGUUGUCAUGGGCGUUUAUUGAGGGUUCACGUUGGGGUGCUUGAUUUUUUCAGCGUACAUGAAUCCAAACAAUUGUCGGGUAUUUUCAUUUGUGAUCUGUAUUUCCGACAGGCCUGAAGGACAUGCGUCGGCUUGGGUGGUUAUAAAGACGGGCUUAGAUACCUCGCGUAAGUGGUGGUAGUGUUAUACUAGUUCACCCUAGCCGCGCAAAAUUAGCGAAGAAACAGAUAAGAUUGGAAGUAAUAUUGUGGACUUAUUUCCCGUAACCAGCUUACCCCAAAUACUUUAAUUAAAAAUAGGAGUAUGCUUACGGACAACAUCCGGAGCCAAAAUCGCUAUGAGACCAAAAUCCUCAGCAGAUUAAGGAAUUUUGACUUCUCUUGAGCGUACACGCUUACAAGCUGUCGCUUAGGUGCGCGAAGAACUUCCUGUUAUUCAUCCCUUCUUUAUAAGCACCUGGGAGGGAGCUUUCGCGUCGGGUAUACCAUUAUUUUCUCACGGGGACCAUUGAGCUCUAGAAAUACGACCGAAUUAGCCAGUUAAACUUGUGAUAGAGAGGCGCCUAUCGAUCGCCUUACGGGACACACUCGUUCCAUUGUGCCUUAAAGCUCCACUUUUUCCGAAACGGGUCCCUACCCAAACGCCCGACAUUCAAGUUAUCCUUCUUUUGUCAAAAGGGAUUGCAUCGGGAGCCAAUUUUGGUCUGCAGGAUAUUCAAGAAUAUGGAUAGGAUAGACCAUGAACACUUUUUCUCGUUUAAUCAAACGCGAAACUCUCAAGGAAACAGCCAUUUAACCUCCUAAGUCUCCGCGCAAGCACAUGGGACAGUCUAGUGACCUCACUAUAGCACGUUGUCGAUCGAUGGAGUGUAUUACGUGAUUAGGUACGGUUAAUCAUGUACGCUCACUAUUUCAGGAGCGCGCUUCUUCCGUUUUCUUCAUUAAAAUUUAGGCCCUGACACAUUCGUAACUUAUGCUUGCCGUCAGACAAUAACACACCAUCCCACCACUUUGCAUUUACGGGUGUCCCGUUGGUCAUUUAAAGCUACCCAAAGAGCGAAAAGUUUUUAUCUGCUGUUUCCAGUCCACUUUCUUGCUUUCUUCAAGGAUUUUUGAGGUACUUUUUGAACGUUUUAUUUGCUUCCAGCUGUUGGUCUUCUGUUCACACGUCUUCUGAAUUCUAGUUCUAUGCAUUUCCGAAGCUCUCCGCCUUUCUGCUAAGGUUGUGACCUACAUAUAUUCUCCGAGAGAUGCUAUAGGAUUGAUGAUACACAUGUAGUCCUACGCCUUAUUUUGAGCUUUUAACUCUUUAUGAUGCUUCGAAUUGACUAAAUCGCAUGAGAAUGCUUGCUCUGUGAAUUGUCUUGUUCGUCUACCUUCUUAGUGUGAUGUUUACCUAACAUCUAUUCGAAUCGGAUGCACAGUUCCGGUUUGCUUCCUGGAAUCCAGCGUUAUUUAUGUUAUGGAAUUCGAAUAAGGCACGAUUUUCUCAUCACAGUUAACACCAGAAGUACCAUUUUUAUACGCAAAUCGUGUUAGAUCCAUACUACCAUGCGGGUUAAAAGUUCCAUAGGGUCUAACAAACGCAUCGGCAACCGCUCAUACGUUCUUAUUCUCACCCAACUUUUCCAACGGCUCGUCCAUGUAUCGUCUUACAUUCCGCUGACGCACAUCAUAAUCUGUACAACAUAGUUAUAAAAGGGCCUCGACAUCGAGCACUGUUUUGAAAGAUAGGCUGGAUCGUAUUGAAAACUAUGGUAUUUAAAACACAUUCGUACAAUAAUAUUACAGGGGCAUGCAUGGAUUCGUCAGAAUUAGUCUAAAAGGCAGGAGGUUACUGUUAAGACAUACUUGUGCGAACUUAAAAUAUUGGAUUGACCGCGUGGAUACAACGACCCUUAGCGUGGGGUUGGGGAAGGCUGAAGAGACACUCGCCUGAAUUACAAAGUACGCUUAUAUUUCUACGAUAUUCUCUCCACGUCAGUUGUCAACUCUUGAUUUGUUUUCAAGCAACUCUAGGCUGGCUUCUAGCCCAUUAUUUAUAUUUUGUUCUUUGCCUUUUUAUCUUUGGUUCAGUCGACGUGACAUCGUUUUUUUCUUUCCAUCACCAUACCUGCCAGUUACAUAGAAGCUUAUGCUUUCUGCAAGUCCGUUAGGUUUGUAUGUGUCAUCUAAACUUUGUCAAAACCGACUGGUAGGUGGUUAUUGGGAGUUCCAUUCCUAGGUACCCACGCGUUUGACCGCCUAGGCCGUCAUCACGGUCCGUUGAGCUUGCGGUCAUAUGUUAGUGGCUUAGCCUCCUGGUGUUCUUCCACUUUGGGAACAGUACCAUUAGUUGCUUCCAAUUAUUCACUGACUUAUUGGCAGUAUUUUUGGGUUAGGUUGUUUGCCCUCAUUCGUUUGCCCCCCAUCACCGAUUCUCCUUCUACUAGUGGCACACAUCCCAGACGUGCAGAUUCAUUCCACAUAGUGGUACUGCUCACAGAAUCUGUGCUACGUUUUCAUGUGUGGAAUGUGAAGUGGUACUGUAAAAUAAAGAGUACGAGGGAGAGUAAUCAUACAUUAGUUGUCUGCUAGGGCCAUCCAGUACCUAGGAUAUUUCUCUUACUUAUCACGAAAGCCACAUUGUCGUCCAAUUUAAACCAGUAAGUAGUCGAAAAAUGAGAGUGUAAUGAGGGCAGAUCAAAAAACUGGAGACUUGGUGACCGUCUAACAGAUAAAAUCAGUUGUAAAGGGACAGUGAGCGCAACGACUGGUCACUAUAAAAUUCGAAAUUUACUUAAAAAUCCGAAGGGAAUUCCGACUAAAGUCAAACUCCGUUCCUGUCGAAGUAGCACUGGGUAGCCAAACGUAGGUAGCUUAUCAUGUGAGACUAGCCGAAAUCUUGAAAUGUGAAGUUGACAAGAAGGGGUAACUUGGGUGACACUGUAAUACUGAAUAUCAUGCACUCCAGAGUACCGGGGACAUCCAGGGCGGCGGGGUGGAUAAAAUUCCGCGGUUGAGACCACCGUUUCUUUAAGGUGGCAUUAUCGUCUGGAGCCUGUAGGCCUUCCAGUCUCCGGAUCAACUGAUUGCUGAAUUCGAAGCGUUGAGCAGGCAAAUUAAACAGAGCAGUACUUAAUUGGCCUAGCGGUGGCCUACGUUGUAGUCCCCGGCGAGGUUGUAGUCGGGACCUCAUCUUGGAGUUGACAAGGCGGUGACGCUCCGAGCCGUCGUCAUCAGCACGUCCUGCCCUCGAAAGGGAACGUAAUCCAGCAGCUGUCACCUCCGUGAUCGUGAGUGUAUCCUGAUUGUCGCUCCCCGCAUCGGAGGGCAAGUGUCGGUGAGGAGGAUGUGGUAUUCCGCGCAAGUUCGAAGAAAGAGAAGGCCAUUUUCGCCGCAGCCGCCAAGUCCAUGGGGGCCCAGCAAUCCCUACCGGGCAUCCUGGUCUGUCCCGCUGCGGACAUUGAAUUCAUGACGGACAGUCAGAUUGUCAGCUAUCGGUACAGUCGCUAGGUGGGCGUGCAGGCCUUCAUAGAGCCCGUUCUUCACCUCUUCCGGCUUGGUAAUUGUAGGGGCGUAGGCGUUGACGACGGCGGCUGAUUUGACUGCCCGAAGAGGCGGGUGCAGAAUCAUGAGGCGAUCGUUGACACUCUGGGCAAACAGGGCAGUCGUCCCACGGUGUCGUCCUGAAUUGUGAAGGCAACAUCAGCGUCGCAUCGCUCUGCGUUCGGGUGGCCACCGCAGAAGAGGAUGUAGCUGACACCCACCCUCCAAUUGGCCCUGUUCUGUGAAGCGAGUCUCGCUGAUGGCAGCGACGUCCGCCCAUCUUAUCGCGCGCCGGGUCUCGAGCGACUAGCACCGUCCUUCUUUUCGGUCUAUUUCACCACAGGUGGUCUGAAAGAAGACGAACACUCCAGGUUUUCAGAGCGAGCAGAGUCCCUCGGGCAGCUUGUAGGAUGGGGCGGGGAGGAUGGGGACGGUGAUUGUUGUUUGUUUGAUUGUUUCGACUGUGAGUUGUAGUCCGCGAGCCACGGUUAACGUGCAGAUGAAGUGAUCCCCAGAAUUUGUUUAGGGUACCUUUUUAGCCUCUCGUCAUCCAGGGGUAAGCAGUGCUGUUCGCAGGUAGGAUUGCCUAGGCAUCUCGGACGGCUGCCGAACUCCACUAUGGAUCAUAACUUCGUGUAGAGGGAUGGAAAUUCGACACCUUCAAUUGGUUAAGCCCGCCGGGUUGGGGCGGUUACCGGGUUAUGACCACUAGACUGCCUGGCUUCGUUGAACCACAGCUGAGGGUUGUGUGCUAGUUAAGGAUCCGUAAGAGCUGUCAUUAUUUGCAUAAUUCGACCUACCACUCCUGCAUGGGGUGCCCCCUAACUGGGCACCCCAUACACUUCACAACUUCGCAUAAGUAUUUCUUUGGAAUCAAAAUCACAAUGAGAAUUCUAGUCAAUGUUUCAUUAGGCGCUGCAAAAACUGUACAUCUUGUAUCUUUAUUAUUUUCCAUUCCUGCCGAAGUUGUUUGGCUAUCUCAGCUUUAGAGGAAGCCACUCGUGGACAUAUAACCAGCUGUAGUACUUCAGUGCCCAGAAUCCUCUGUCACUACAGAGUCCCUGGUAGACCAUAAUCUGCGUUAAAUUUGAUUUUUCUAGCGUGAGAAUGGUGUCCUUGUUGGAUGAAUUAAGGCGUUAUUGAGUUUUAUGUGAACUCAUAGGAUAAGUCGAAGAGAAGUCACCGUGCACACGUACGAUAUGGACAACCAGCCAAGAUUGGGCAAUUUAGUGGAAUUUUCGUCUCCUUGCUUCGACAUUGUCUCCAGAAUGGCCUACUGCAGAAUUAUGACAUUAGUGUUCCACAAUUCUGUUUUUCUUGAUAUCAUAGUUUGCCUUCACCUUAAAGCGUAUUCUGUGAGUGGUGCAGCCGCAUUUUUUCACUCGUUCUUAACUGUUACUGCUGAAGUGGUUCAGAAUCUACUCAAACGCUUCAGAUGUUAGCAAACAUUUUUACCGUUCCAUUUAUGCCAUGCCGUUCCACUAUGACCUUUAGUUUUUGUCGGUGCAUGUCGUCCUUUUUCUCAAUGUCCACCAUUGUGCCAUAAGCCCUCCCACUCUGUAGAUUUGUUUACCGAUAUCCCGUUUUGGCUCCUGACUGCUAAGUGAACAAUCCUCUAAGCUGCUCUGGUACUGUCAGGAGUUUUCAUCUGACGAAACUUAUGCGGCGGACUGGCGCUCGACUAAAUCUCUCCCACUCUCUUUAACUCGAAUGCCUCCACUUUGCUGCAUUCCGUAGAAUGAAGUUAUUCGGAGAAAAGAAAGACCCGCGCGAGAAGGUACGAGAACUCCAAAGAAAGCUUCGUCGGGAAGAGAUGAAACUAGAUCGCGAAAUCAAUGCGAUUCAGCAAAAAUCCAAACAGUAUGAGGCGGAAGUGAAACGAUAUGCCAAAACCAAUAACAUGGAGGCAGCAAAAGUACUCGCGCGCCAGAUUGCCGCCUCUCGCAAAUCCGUCAAUAGACUGUAUUCUGCCAAAGCGGAGCUUAAAUCUGUCUGCAUGAGCUUGGAUCAUCAGGUGGCAGUGAUUCGAAUGUCUGGUGCUAUGAAGAGCAGCACAGAUGUGAUGAAGUCAAUGUCCAACCUCGUCCGCGUAAGUUUGUCGCUGCCAGCUUUACACCCUAUCGUUUCCACGCAUGCACACAUGCCUUUAUGUGGGGGCUAAAAGACAAACGACUUAUUUGUCCCUGUGAUGGUUAAACUUCAAGUUUUCACCGGAGGGUAUCUGAGCCUUGGGUCUUUCAAGUGACCACCCGGAUUCACUCCCGCAGUCUAGAAUUUCUGCUUUCUGUAAUGUAGCGGUUAUUUUUUCUCUAUCGUUUAGUCCGGUUUUGUUCGUUAACCGUACGGUUACUGUCGCGGGAUAAUUACACUAGCUCUGGUUCCCUUCCCCAUCAUGUGACACUCUUUGACUGUAUAAUAAGGGCGCGGGGAUAUUAGAUGUUGAUUCUCUGUGGCGCAAGGAUUAUUCGGAACACAUUUUAUGCCACCAUUUCUCUCAAGGCUUUCGUUUCUAGACAGCAUUUGUACUUCUAACCGGAGGUACCAAUACGUCCAUGUUUGCGCGACAUUUUUCUGCCUCCUACCGAUCCUGUAAGUCCCCCGAUUUUUGUGUAUCGAAUCCUGCCUGCCAGCGUGCGUUUUCUGAGCAGGCCGCGUUGACGGCUCCCUUAUUGUAGGCGCUGCUGGAGGUUCUCGUUAAUUUUGUGUUAUACUCUAUCCAAGGUUUUUUUUCAAGACUUUGUCAAGUUUUAAGUGUUAGAAUAGCUCUCAGCCAAAGAAACCACGCGCAUUCUCUAGCACUUCUUUUUGUCGUGUUGUCGGUUGGUCUGUUACCUUAUUGCUGGGUGUGUUGGCCUAGAGAGGGACGGAAGGCUCUGAUCCCCCCUCACCCCUUUCAAGUCCUACAGCGAUGUCGUAGACAGGCCCAGGCUAACUCGGGUCGUUCUUUCACCAAACAAAAGCUGUGGCCCAUAGUGGAGUUCGGCAGCCGUCUGAGACAACCAAGCAGCCGAAUUCAGGGAGAGCACCGCUCGCCCCCCUCGAGGGGGGAGGGGCUAGAAAAGGUGCCCUAAACAAAUGCUGGGGAACCACGCCGUCUGCAAGCUGAUCGUCGCCUAAGACGCAAAACUCACGGUCGAAACAAACGAACCAGAAACAAUGCUCCAUCUCUUCCCUCUCCUUCUCCCCACCGCCCCACUCGCCAGACUGGUAGGCUGAGCACUCACUCGGGCAGCCUGGAAUAUUCGUUCCCUUUUAGACAACCAGAGGAGCAACCGACCGGAAUGGAAAAUGGCGCUAGUGGCUUGGAAACUGGGGCACUACAAGGUGGACAUCGCUGCACUCAAUGAGACCCGGUUCUACGAAGAAGGGUAACUGGAGGUGGGUGCCGGCUUCACCUGAAGAGGUCGCCCCAAGGCAGAGCGACGGGACGUGGCCGUCGCCUUUGCCAUCCGGAAUGACAUCGUGCGACGACUGCGCUGUCUGCCGCAGGACGUCAACGACCGCCUGAUGAGCCUCCGCCUGUCUCUUCGGGAGACAAAUUUACAGUCAUCGUCAGCGCCUACGUCUCCCUCCCGUCCCUCCGAUGACCAGCUCGGACGAGGCAAAGAAUAAGUCCUACGAGGACCUGCACGCUCUCCUGUCGUCUGUACCGAAGGCGGACAGGUUGAUUGCCCUUGGUGACUUCAAAGUCCACGUCGACACAAUCCAUGCUGCCUGGAGAGGAGUGUUGGCUCCCUACGGUCAGGACGGCUUCGAUGACAAUGGCCUUUUCCUCCUAUGAGCCUGCGCAGAACACCACCUCAUUCUCACCAACACCUUCUCCCGCCUUCCGACGCGAGAGAAGGCCACGUGAAUGCAUCCUCGGUCGCGACACUGGUGCCUGCUGGACUUUGUCCUCGUCGGGAGGCGAGACCAGUAGGACGUGCUGGUGACAAAGGCGAUCUCGGGUGCUGACGGGUGGACCGGCAAUCGUCUCGUCAUCUCCAUGAUACGGAUUCGUCUACAGUCUCGCAGGAGACCUCAGGGUAAGCCGCCACCACCGUGAAGGGCCGACGGUGCUCACUCCGGGACACAGUCCGGUCGACACCCCUGACUCUUCGGCCACGCAUGACGCCAACAUUAAGACUGGUUCGAUGGCAACGACGCCGCCAUCAGCAACCUGCUCGCCGAGGAGAGCCGGCUGCGAAAAGUCUACGUCAGCCGACCGACCGCUGGUAACAAAGCAGCCCUCUGCCGUGGUCGCCGUCUUUUGCCCCAGCGGCUAUGGGAGAUGCUGAAUUCCUGGAUGGCUCGCAAGGCCGAGGAGAUCCAAGGUUACGCGGGCCACAACGAAUUGAAGAAGUUCUCCACAAUCAAGGCUGUCUACGGUCCGCCAACCAAAGGAACUGCUCUUUUUCUCAGCGCGGACGGCAGUACCCUACUCACUGAGAAGACACAAAUUCUAUAGCAAUGGGCCGAGCACUUCAGAAGCGUCCUCAACCUCCCCUCUACCAUCUCCGAAGCCGCCAUCGCCCGUCUGCCUCAAAUGGAGACGAGCGCCGACCUCGACUUCCUGCCCUCCCUUCACGAAACCAUUAAGGCCGUGCAGCAGCUCUCCAGCGGAAAGUGCCCGGAUCGGACGCAAUGUCUGCUGAGAUCUACAAGCACUGUGACCCGCAGCUCAUCGAUCAUCCGACGGUGCUCUUCCAGGGGAUGUGGCGUCCAGGGAAAGUCUCGCAGGAUUUCACGGACGCCACAAUUGUCCAUCUCUGCAAACGGAAUGAUAAUCACCGGUUCUGAAACAACCACCGAGGCACUUCCAUGACAAAGAUCGUUGGGAGGGUCUUUGCUCGCAUCCCUCUCAGUCGCCCGAACAACCAUCCGUAAUAGGGUUUCCUGACGGAAAUCCAAUGCCGUUUCCGCUGUUAUCGCGGAACCACCGACAUUGUCAGUCACCCAUGAACUGCAGGAGAAGUGUCAGGAGAUGCGGACCCACCUCAACUCUACCUUCUUGACUAUGUCUUGACACUGGGUCCAGAUAAGGGAGGAGAGAAAGUGGUAGAUGCCGCGAAAAUCUGUAUUCACUAUAAACUAAAUCACGUGCAAGCCAUCGUGCCUGCUUUACCUUGCUGUGGAGCACACACGGGACAUCGUCGGCAACGACGAUCGAACAGUCGUCGGGUGGCACAUCGAGGUACAGGCCCACGUUGCGUCAGUUAAGAUUCGAAUUUUCUUUUUGUGUAGAAUCUUGAUCAGUGUACGUUGUAGACCGGGAGGUGUAUGGUGGCACGCCUAGGUGCGGGUUUUCGCCGUAUCAGCCUCCCGAACCCUCUGCCGCCUCCGGUCUUCUUGACUGUGUUAUAACAUCGGGCCCAGGUGGGAAGGAGAGAAUGCGGUAGGUACUGCGCAAGCCUACUAUUACCAUAAACGAACCCAUUCACAAGUCACUGUCCCUGCUCUUACUCUGCCGUGGUGCACACGGUGAGCAUAGUUGGUAACGACGAUCGAAGUGUCGAGUUUUUUUACCCACCAAAAACAGAUCCCAAGAGAACUCGGCGUGAUGCACUCCUUAGUUCUUGGCUGUAUCUUUUGUUAGAUAAUCCGUCGGUGUACACUGUCGAAGUGCGUCAAAAACUCACACUUCCCUCCUACCCAGGCUGUUGCAAAUAUGCCCACAACACAUUUUAAUUGCCUCGAAUCUCCCACUGCUGUGGGCCAGAGAUGCCACCUGACAUCAAUUUAUGCCGCGAAACCGAAGUGUUCUAUGCAUAGAAACUUAUGAAGCAUUGAAAUUGUUAUAUGCUCUUUUAAACGGAAAGACUACCUAGGUGAGGUUGCAAAACUGAUUAGCAGAUAAGGUAAUCCAAAGCUGUAUUCCGCCCGACAGGAUUUUUGCUUUAGUUUGAACAUCCUCAGGCCACCUGCAUAAACCGGAGUCAGAAUAAUCACUCACUUCAUUGAUGCGCAAUUUUCCACCCACUUUUACGUCUGUAUAAAUUCAGUCCCAUCGUAUUAGAAUCGGGCACUAAGAAUUCUUCCCUUUGACUGAAUUAUAUGAAUUUGCGUUUUCAAAUUUGAUGAGUUCCCACACGUUCUUGCACUACCCAAACUACGUGACGCAUAUAUUCACCUAUUUAAAAUGACGUCAUCCUACAUGUCCCAUGGUCCCUGGGAUUUACUCAAUUGACUGGAGAGAUUUUCAAAUCAAAACAUGCAUCGUGCCAUGAAGAUGUGGCUUGGGAUUAUGCUCCUUACCACUUAUUUUCACAUCUUCGCUUAAGUAACCCUUUCCACUUGAACUUGUGUAAAACAAAAUUAAUCAAUUUUCCAUGGGUGCCGGCGCAUAGUGCACUUCAGUCUUGCCGCAGACUUCAGCCCGAACUUAUGUUCAAUAGGGUCUGCAGCCAACAGCAGUGAGGGGCUCUCGAUGGCCUCUGUUGGAAAAGCACGUUGACUCACACCCGCUGGGACUUGGAGUGAGACAGCCAAUUUCUCAACCGGCCUUCCGACCUUCUCUUCUUUCCAGACCGAUUUGAGCCUGUGGUGUUCGUCGCAGUAUGUUUCGAUGAGCCUGACCAGAAAUAAUUUCAGUGGAUUGUUUAAGUGUCAGCACAACCAGAGGUUCUCCUAUUUAUAUGUAGCAUACGGGUGGGUGAUUUUGAGCACCGGAUUUUAAUGCUUUGGGUCUGGGUUCAAAUCCCGAUCCAUCCCGGAAUAGAGCUAGAGUACGUCUAUCUGGCGUAAAUGUCACGUAGGAAUGGUGUCCACCGAUCUAUCCUGACUUGAGAGCGGAAAUUCCAUUUCCGUUUUGUCACAAAUGGCCAUUUCGUUUGCCUGUCGUAUUCAAUAGCCCUUUCAAAUACUAAAUGUAUUAAAGAUUCCUAAAUUCUGAGUUAUUAAAUCUCACUUACUUGCAUUAUACCAGGUGACCUAGAAGACCCUAGUUCAACAUGGGAGCUAAGCAUCGCACUCUGAUGCGCCUACUCCCCUUAAAGACCCUAGCUUGGCUCCCUCGGGUGCGUAGUUUUGGGCAGUGACAAGACCUUCGGGCUAUCUCCUGCAAGGGAUACCAUGGUAUGGUGAGUGGAGCCUUGUCUUGCUCAGCGGAGUACUCGAGUUCGAGCCUCCAACUCACUGAUCUUUCCUGGACGAUGCCUACCACUUGACGUCAGAAUAAAUAACUGUUAGUGUUAUCGAAAAACUUGGCACGUAAUUCCCUGGGGCCGACCCUAAGAUUCCAGUGAAAAACAGAACGCUCCUAUUCCAACUUGCAGUCAACCCCGAUCAACGAUCACAAUGCCUACGCCUAAGGAUGGUCUCGAACGUGCGGUCAAUAGAAAAUACUGACAGGAAUUGAUGUUAUUGAUUAUUAUCAUAUUUCCGUUUCCUUCCUGCCGUUUCCACCCAUUAUCGUAACAAAGAGGACUUCACAUGACCUCCUAGUCAUGUUUUAUCUAGAACUAGCUGGACCCGGCUACGCGUUGCUGUGCUUAUGUGUAAUAAAAUGGAGAAGAAGAAAAAGAAGGGGACGCGUUUCGAAUACGUUUACUUUCAUAAUGCUUGUGGGUAUAGAAUAUUUGUUGUCGUUAAUUGUCUUCACAGAUAUACAGCUUGGUAUGCCGACUGUGGAGCAUGCAACAUAUAGUUGGCCACAUAAGAAACAACCUGCAGAUCCAAACCGCGUAAUUCGAAAGAUUGGCCCUGAGCUUUGUUGAUGGUGACUGCAAACGCCAAUCAAAUCGGGAACUGCAGUCUCCUACGGCGGCAUCCCUGGCAGAUCAAAUGAAUUCAAGAAUUCUGUGGGAUAACUAACUGCCUCGUCUGCUUCCACUGCCGUGUUGACGGACGUGUAUGCGACAGUUUCGUUUCGACUUCUAGAAUGAAUAAUAUGGUUAAGAUGGUACACGUCCAUGUUCUUGGCCACAAGAAUAGCCGUUCGCUCAGCCAGUCGUGAUUGGUGUAAUUGGUCUGAAUAUUGGGAAGCACCUUUUCAACCAAUUCUUCUUCCGAAGACACUAAAUUGCCGAAGGAAAGAUGUAGUGAAAUACAUCCUGAAUUCGGAUUAACCGGAACCGUUCCGUUCCCAUUUGCCAGCAAUGGUGUGAGAAUAUCUCAGCUGAUCGGUCGUUUUGCAGCUGGACACGCAUAUUAGUAGUUAAUUUUACCGUCUUGACCUGGCGCCGCAACGCAGAGUAUUUCAGGCAGGCAUUCACUUCGUCCGCUGUUGUCGAUCGCGGAAUUACAGGCGAUGUUUGCCGGAAGUCCUGCAUGCAGUAGCAACGCAUCUCCGAAUGGCCUUGUGUUUUCGCGCAAAUCUUGCAGUGUUCGAUCAAGGGCCUCGAACGCUUUUUGUACGCCAUUGUACAUUCGUCCCAAACAAUUAGUUUACAUUCCUACAGUACUUUUUCCAUGCCGGAGGCCUUGGAAUUGUUGCACGUAGGAGUUCCCAUGAACUACACGUUCAACGGCAAUUUCAAAGCAGAAUGAGUAGCUCGUCCGCUGGGUAGCAGGGUUACAGCUAUUUCGGAGGACGCAAGAGCCAAGGCUAUCUCAUUUUUUGGUCGUACUACUGCCAGGAUCAGUCAUAGUAAGAACGUUUUGCCAGUCCCUCCUGGAGCAUCUAAGAAGAAGUUUCCUUAAACCCCGUUAUUGACAUUCCUCAUGAUCUGAUCGUAAAUGCCGUUGCCGUUGCCGUUGUUAACUUAGGAAUGCUUGAUUGCAGGUAUGACAGAAGUUCAACCGUGUUGUGGUUUUGCUCACGGCGCAAAUCCACAUCUGAGAAAACGGCAGAAGAUCGGUUUGGUGAUGGCAUGCCCAUUGAAUUGAGAACUUUGUCUGCGAUUUCUACGCACACACACUCAAUCAUUAUUAAUGCCUCUUUGUAGAUGUCUGCUGUGAAGUCCAAAUUUGAAUUUUCCUUGCGUAGUCGACAGAAGAUAUCUUCAGCCGUGCACGACUUAUAUUUCUUCCGUAAAUCUGUUGGAGAUGAAGGGGAGCAGGCGGCUAGUAUGAUUGCAGACAAUGUACGAAUUGGAUGUGGAUAAGAAGUGUUGCAGGCGUCAUUAAUACAUACGCCCGGUGUUGAUCGUUAUCCAAUAAAUUAAGAGCCUGACAUGCACUGCGGAAAGUGGCAUGCGUAACACAGUUGACAGAUUUCAAUUGCUGGAAAGACGUUGGACCGGGCACAUUCACCAAAGACGUAUGAAGGAAGCAUUCGUCCUUAUUGGGAUGCAAAGUACACAGUCUGCCUAUCGCAGUUCCCCUGAAUAUGUCAGGUUGUCUGUCGACUCGCUCUCCCCGUUUGCGUCGUACGAAAAGUCUUCUGCACGCAUUCCAUGUGUAAUACAUUGGCACUUCCGAAUAGAGCAGUGUUUUCGUAAACGCGUCUGUUUGGCAUAACGUGAGGAAAACAGUUAUUGUUGUCGGUGGGUCUAAGGCAACCUGUUGCACAUUUGCGACUGUAAAGUAAACGCGUUGCCCGUUCUCUAAGUGUACUGCCAAGUGAACAACAGCUGGACUUUGUUCGUUUAUGGGAAGUGAAGGAAUUCACCACACGGCUUCCUUGCCGCUGACCUAUCUUCCAGCCCGAUACUGCUCGUCUUCAUCGAGUUGUCUGUCCGCAUUCCUUCCUCUACUUUCGGGUUGCAGACCAAAAACGGCCAUGUCGCUGCCUUUAUUAACGUAAUUACAAAUGUUUUUAAUUGAUUUCACAGAAUUGCAGUAUUCCACGUUUAUGUGCGCCUCGUGUGCCUCCGCUGUCGCAAGUAUCCGUUGACGUAGAGACUUGGAGCGUCCUUCCGGCACUUUAUAGAUUACACGGAAUGCUUGUUUGACAUCUGCCCGGUGGCCGUUGUCAACCAAGUGAAGCACAAUGACGCUGGAUACGUUGAUGACGUUAUUGUAAUAGCUUAUGAUAAAGUUGAUUUGGGUGCCCUUCUGGUUAAAGUGGACCAGGCUCCGUUUUGGCUCACUUGGUUGAUACUGGCUACCGGGUAGAUGUCAACCAAGCAUUCCGUGUAAUCUAUAAAGUGCCGGCAAGACGCUCCAAGUCGCUACGUCAACGGAUACUUGCGACAGCGGAGGCAAAGGCCGUACGACUAACGAAUCCAGCUUUCUGCUUGCAGAAGGCCUUCAUUAGAGCCCUCCUAUUACCCUGGUCAAAGCAGAGUCAUGAAAGUUCGAACCCGCGUCAUGGUACGUUGUGCCACAGCGACGGAGCAUAAGCUCUGCUCUACCUAGACCUAUGUUAAUGUGCUAGCGUGAUGAAGAAUAAUCGAAAACGUACGUUCGCCGACUUGAAGUCCCAUUUAUACAUAUAUAGAUGACAAAGCAUUUAAAGACCGCACUAAGCGCUAUAUAAUGUAAUCAAGACUUUAUUAGUCAAGGGGUCGCCUCAUUAGUAGAGUGGCCACUCAGUGUUUGAUGGGACACUAACAUUUUGAUUGAAAAACAAAUUUACGGGGAAGUACACGAGGAAGGUGUCAUCAAGUUGGGGAACGAUACCGAGAUAACUCUGAAAACCACGACGUCGUUCUCAUCGUAAUUCUGGAGCGUCCUCUACAUAACCGUCUUGCUGGCGGCUUGAGUUAGCGGUUACCACCCCUCCCCAGCUUAUGUGAAUAUUAGCGCGCUACUAAAAACUUUGACGCGCAUGCGAUAGCAGAACUGAGUCGACUCAAGUUGUGUGGUGAGGUACCUAUCUCAUAUUUGGUCAUCAAGUUCGAAACUACAACUUGUGUGUGGUGGGUGCUAUGUUGUGGACUGUACGCCGUUAAGGCAAUAUUAUCCGACUGUGAAGUUAUUACAAAUCACUCAUCUUUAUGAACACUUAAUUUUGUCUUUUCGAUUUUCGUGCCCCAACAGCUGCCGGAGCUUAAUGCCACCAUGCGGGACCUCUCGAAGGAGAUGAUGAAAAUGGGGAUUAUGGAGGAGAUGAUUGAUGAAGGCAUGGACUCCGCACUGGGUCAUUCAGAAGACAUGGAUGAGGUAGCGCAAGAAGAGGUCGACAAGAUACUCUUUGAAGUCACUCAGGGAGCCAUGGGCAAGGCACCAGAAGCUGUUACUGACACACUGCCCGCCGGCUACGUCCCUAGUGCCGCGAAAGCCUCCACUCCGGCUGUCAUCGGCGACGAUGAUGGUGAUGAGGACCUGGACGCCAUGCGCGCUCGUCUUGAUGCACUACGGAGUUAG
Molecule: messenger RNA, 22693 nt
Organism: Spirometra erinaceieuropaei
Lineage: Eukaryota; Metazoa; Platyhelminthes; Cestoda; Diphyllobothriidea; Diphyllobothriidae
Source: the annotation of a GenBank genome assembly